This is a messenger RNA of Diaporthe amygdali, 1362 nucleotides long. Its product is annotated as mfs transporter. Gene Ontology annotation, biological process: transmembrane transport. The record is from RefSeq and is a predicted model, not a curated record. The transcript is spliced from 3 exons. Gene Ontology annotation, cellular component: fungal-type vacuole membrane. Gene Ontology annotation, molecular function: transmembrane transporter activity. The coding region runs from base 1 to 1362 and encodes 453 amino acids. NCBI's taxonomy places the organism in Eukaryota, Fungi, Ascomycota, Sordariomycetes, Diaporthales, Diaporthaceae.
AUGACCAGCCAGAAUUCCUCAGUGCGAAGCGGUGUGCCGAGCCCUGACGGCUCUUUUGAUGGGCAAAUGGAACUAAACGACAAGAAUGGCUCACGGGAAACAGGAGCGACCUCAACACCACCUCUAGAGCCUCCAAACGGUGGCUUAAGAGCGUGGGCAUGUGUUGCUGGAUCCUUUCUUCUUCAAUUCUGCUCCUUUGGCUAUGUUAAUGCAUGUGGAAUUUUCCAACUCUACUACAAGGAUGUUCUACUCCCGAGCCAGUCGUCGUCAAGUCUUGCCUGGGUCACAACCCUUCAAAUCUUCCUUCUCUUCAUGCUUGGGCCGUUCAUCGGCAAGCUAAUUGACACCCAUGGCUCACGCAUGAUACUGGCUCCUUUCUCAGCCAUGGCCGUCUUCUCAGUCUGCAUGCUGAGUCUCUGUAAGACUUACUGGCAGAUCGUACUUGCCCAAGGCGUGGCUUUCGGCCUUGCGACAUCAGGCUUGUCACUACCAGCAAUGACCCUGGCGACCCAGUGGUUUUCCACGAAGCGCGGCUUAGCGGUAGGGAUAGUUUCGUGCGGCUCGAGCCUGGGCGGCGUGGUCUUCCCUUUGGUUAUCCCGACCCUGCUGGACAAGGUCGGCUUUGCGUCUGCUGUGCGCUGGGUGGCCCUGUUGCAAGGGGUCCUGCUCGUCAUUGCUAAUAUUCUAUGCUCAUCACCAUUUCCACCAAAAGGGAACGGAAAUGGACAGAACAAAGCGCCCUCAGCUGGGUUGAGGGCCUUCAAAUCCUUGCCCUGGCUGUUCUUCGUGAUGGGAUGUUUCUUCACUAUGUGGGGCCUAUUCGCGCCGCUUAAUUACCUCCCGGAAAUGGCAGCGCAGAAAGAUGUGAUGACUACACAAAUGGCUCAGUACACGCUCGCUAUCGCCAACGCUGGCUCAGUAUUCGGGCGAAUUGUUCCUGGUUGGGCUUCAGAUCACCUGGGCCAGUUCAACAUAAUGACGAUUGUAUCGCUCCUUAGCGGAGUUCUCUGCCUUGCAUUUUGGCUUCCCCUCGAAUUCUCACCAUCAUUUCCUGGAAUAAUUGUGUUUGCUUUGCUAUAUGGGUUUUGCAGUGGCGGCUUCGUGAGCCUCGGUGCGCCGUGUGUUGUCAGCCUGGCUGAAGGAAAGAUGGAUGAGAUUGGGUUGAAAAUUGGCGGGUUUUGCUUGGCCAUUGCCCUAGGCGCAUUGACAGGGCUUCCGAUUGAGGGCGCUAUCAAGGAUAGCCAGGGAGAUAGCUUUGUGGGUUUAAUGAUCUUCGCGGGCGUCUCCAUGGUUUUGGGUGGCAUAUUCCACGGGGCGGCCAGAGUGUUGAAAGGUGGAUGGAACCCAACUACGAAGGUGUAG